Messenger RNA from Pungitius pungitius (ninespine stickleback), 8360 nucleotides. It is a transcript of the gene mia2, whose product is annotated as MIA SH3 domain ER export factor 2. NCBI's taxonomy places the organism in Eukaryota, Metazoa, Chordata, Actinopteri, Perciformes, Gasterosteidae. The transcript is spliced from 28 exons. The record is from RefSeq and is a predicted model, not a curated record. The coding region runs from base 111 to 7556 and encodes 2481 amino acids. Gene Ontology annotation, cellular component: endoplasmic reticulum exit site; endoplasmic reticulum membrane. Gene Ontology annotation, molecular function: protein binding. Gene Ontology annotation, biological process: protein secretion; endoplasmic reticulum to Golgi vesicle-mediated transport; vesicle cargo loading.
UGACAGCAACAGCUUAGAGUCAAUGUCCACUUGCCAGCACAGCUGGCCGCAGUUCUUUAGGAGUUAGUAUGGACAUUUCCUAUUGACACACUCCUGUUAAAACAACAACCAUGGCUUUUUCACAGACAUGCAAAAUUCUGUGGGUUACAGGCAUGGUUUUUGUGAUUUUACCUCACUUCAGUUUGGGAUUGUUGUCUGACUACAAGAUAUGUGGAGAUACUGAGUGUGAAAGCCUGUUGAGCAGAGCGCAGGCCACCAGGGACCACCGGGGCAAGGACUGUCGUUUCCUGAGCUUCAGACGAGGGGAAAUCAUUUUUGUUUACCAAAAACUGACUGGAAAGAGAGAAGACCUCUGGGCAGGCAGCAUUAACAAACAGUUUGGCUAUUUCCCAAAGGAAGCGGUGCAAGAGGAGCAGGUUUACGCUACGUUGGAGAAAGUAGUGGAAACUCAGAAAUCCGAUUUCUUCUGCAUUGAUGAAUCUGGUUACCUCAUUGACUCCAGUCAUUUGGACGAUGAUGCUGACAAUGAUCAGAAAAGCCAGGUGUCAGAAACCACCCAAAGAGCUACAUUUUCCCGUGACACAAGCGCUGAAAGUACUUCGACAUCUCCAGUAUCGGUAGAGGACACACCUGCAAAAGAGGAGGAAAGCAAAAGUGCUGGCGACGCAGCUUCUAGGACAGACGAGGGAGCGCGAGAGACUCCGGCGGCUCCGGGGGAUCAAGGUGGGUCUGCCCCCUCUUCUUCCUGGCUCGGUUCCUCAGUGACAGGAUGGUUAGGUCUGGCGGAGGAGGAUGAAGCCGGCAGUUUGGCAGAAGGAGGAAAGACAGAAGAGACGACAGAGAACGGGGCCGAUGCUUCUGCCGCCUCUAGCGUGACAGAAUGGCUGCGGUUGGGCGGAGAGCGAAAACCUGAUGACGUCUUGAAAAGUAGAGAAGCGAACACAGAAAAUGCUGAUUCUUUCACAGCAACCAUGACUGGGUGGCUCGGCUUUGGAGGAGAGACGAAAACGGUAGAAAAAGGGCAAGAUGACGAAAGAGAAGAUGACAAAGAACAAGCAGAGAGAUUCAGGAGUAGAAGGAUGUCACUGGAUCUAGAAGGAAGCCAAUUGCACGAAGAGGAGAAGAAAGAGAGCGGGACAUUGGGUUGGCUGGGAAGCGGACUGUCGAGCACGCUGAGGUUCGGCCUGACCACUCAGGACUCAGAGCUCAAGUCAACACCUGAAAGAGAGGCCAUAGAGACAGACCAGGAGGAGGAGGAACAACUGGCUCCCGGUUCUUGGUUUGAUGUGGGGAUCAAGGGCAUGUUAGGCUUCGGAGAAGACAAGAGGGAAGUUGACGAGAGCGCAGAAAGUGGUCUUAAGGAGACAGAAGAGAACAAAACCUUUGAGCAUUUGACAGACUCAGAGAACUUGGAUAUCAGUCAAUCUCAACGUGCACUGACAGGGGAGGUAGGGACAGAGACUAGUAAUGAAUCAAAAGUGGGGGAAACUACACAAGACCAAAAUGUCCAAUCAGAGAUCCGAGUCCAUGCUGAAAACAACGACGUUGGUUCUUCAGACACCAAGAAACAUGUCUCCACUGAAGAUGCAGCCACCAUGGUCGACCUCAAAGAUGUUUCUCCUCAGACCGAUUUAGAGAAACCUUUCCAGACUGAGGGCGGAUUGUCUUUAAUGCUCAAGAGCAGUAAGGAAAAAGAGGAAGACAAUGUUUCAGAAAAUCUCAAGACUGAGAAACCUACAGAAUUAAGAUUAAUAGAAAACAAGGCUGAGGCUGAGGGUAAUAACAGAGAGGCAGGAGGAGACGACAGCAAAACCGCAAGGGGCAAUGAUCAGGAUGUUUAUACACUAUCUGGCACCAACUUUGGGUCUGACUCUAGUUCUUUGGUUUUGAAUUUAAACUCCGAGGGGCAAUCUGUGGACAAUUUUGAGGACAUAACAGGAGAUGCGGUAGAGGAAGGGGACGAGAAUCCAAUUCCGACGGCUGAUGAUAGAGCAGAACAACGUCGAGUCAGAGGAGCGAGCGGCGGAGAGAUUCGGCCUUCGUUGUCUUCGGGCGCAGUUGAGGAGAGCCAUGAACCAGUCUCCAAUGAGGAUGGACCUCUACUUGCGCACAGUGUAGGAGACAAUGGUGAUAGUUUAGAUUCACUAGCUGUGAUUGAUAGCCCAGAGACAGAGACACUUCUGGGUGACACAGGAGAGGCGGGUGAGACUAGGGAGGGCAGCUCUCAGCAGUUUGGAUUGUUGCGUUCUACCAAUAAAAGUAAGGACAUUAGCUAUGAAAAUGCCUUAGAGGAGGACAGAAGAAAGCUUUCCACCAAUGAAAGUGCAACACAGAUAGAGAACACGAGUGCAGUUCGGGAGUCCGUGUCUCCACAUUUGCCACAGCAGGCCAUUCAAAGUGUUGGUGAUGAACACAAGUUAGAGAAAACUAUUCCAGAAACUCAGGGCGAAAAAAAACGCCAGCCUGUUCAGAGCGAGACAAUAGAGUCCGAGAUAUAUAAUUUGAAUGAAAGUGGUCUCAAGUCAGCUAUAUUCUCUCGAAAAGAGACUCAGACUGAGAAAGUGAGGUCAAAGGAAGAGGAAAAGGAGGAGAGUGAAGAGUUGAAGGGUGAGGGGAAACAGCAGAAAGUGAAAGAAAUAAAGGAAUACGACAAAGAGAAGGAAGGGCAGAAGAUAAAAGAAGAGGAGAAAAAGGAGGAAGCAAAGGAGUCAAAGGAAGAGAAGAAACAAGAGGAAGGGGAGAAGAUAGAGGAAGAGGAGGAACAGCAGGAAGCAAGGGAAACAGAGGAAGAGAAGAAUCAAGAGGAAGGGGAGAAGAUAGAGGAAGAGGAGGAAGAGGAGGAACAGAAGGAAGCAAGGGAGGCAGAGGAUGAGAAGAAACAAGGGGAAGGGAUGAAGAUAGAGGAUGAGGAGAAACAGAAAGAGGAGGAGAAGACAAUGGAAGAGGAGACACAGGAUGAAGUGAAGGAGACAAAGGAAGAGAAGAAACAAGAGGAAGAGAAGAUGAUAAAGGAAGAGGAGGAAGAGGAGGAACAGAAGGAAGCAAGGGAGGCAGAGGAUGAGAAGAAACAAGGGGAAGGGAUGAAGAUAGAGGAUGAGGAGAAACAGAAAGAGGAGAAGAAGACAAUGAAAGAGGAGACACAGGAUGAAGUGAAGGAGACAAAGGAAGAGAAGAAACAAGGGGAAGAGAAGAUGAUAAAGGAAGAGGAGGAAGAGGAGGAACAGAAGGAAGCAAGGGAGGCAGAGGAAGAGAAGAACCCAGAGGAAGGGAAGAAGAUAGAGGAAGAGGAGAAACAGAAGGAAGGCAAGAGGAUAAUGGAAGAGGAGAAACUGACGGUGAUGGAGGACUUAAAGGAACAGAAAAGUUGGGCGGAGAAAGAUAAUUUAAACGGAGAGGGAGAGAAGGGUGAGAUGGGUGAGAGAGAGAAGAAGCAGGAGGUGUCAAGGAGAGCAGAGGAACAGGGUGACGUUAAGGAGUUAAAGCCAGAAGGGAAGCAGCAGGAGAUAGAAGAGUUCAAAGAGGAAAGGGAGGUAGAAGACAUUGAGGAGCAGGCGAGAGACAAAGAAAAGGUCAUGGCCGAAAUAAGAGAGGAAGAGGUCGAGGAGAUGGAGAACAUGGAGGAAGAGGGGAUCGUUAAAUGUUCAAAAGAGCUUUGCUCUGAAGCUAGCAAAGAUGGAUCUGUGCAGGACAGGGAUGAAAAUGAUUCUGCGAAUGUGUUAAACUCAUUAAAGGAAGGGAGAGUGGCGACAGGACAGCAAAAUCCAGUAGCCGACAAUGAUCAAACAUUAGCAGACAGGACAGGAGCCAGUCAGCCAGUACCAGUUGAAGGUGUGGAGAACGACGAGGAUGUAAUAAAAGUGAAGAAAGAAAAGGAUGAGAAUAAAGAUGAUGGUGCCAUGGCAGAUGAAGAGAAAAACAAUGAUUUGCCACAUUCAGGUGAGAGUACUAAACCACUUUCACUUGGCCAGACAACUCAGAACACAGAAUAUGAUCAGCGACUUUCCAGUGAGGCCCACAACACAGAGCUUCAAUACACUGAAACCAUCAGCAAUGGGGUUUCAGCUGAGAAGAAAACCGAGCAAGUGCUCUCUGAUCACAAGAUAGUAACAGAGGUGCACACUGACAGGGAGGAGAACGCAAAGCAUGGCGAUUCCAGGACAGAUGGAGUGGAAGAAGUUCCUGUUUUGUCUGAAGAAUCCUCUCCGUCCGAUGGUCACAAUGUGGGGACAUCAAGAGAGACUCCAAGUGGAGGAGCGUUCGGCCUUUUCAAAAGCACCAUUAGCUUUUUCGGAUCCCCCGUCACCAAAACCGAGGGGCCUAACGAGUCCACACCAAGUUUGGGCUCAAACACAGGCGAGCCAACCGAUGAACAAGCCCCUCCCCCUCCCGAACAGGAAGUGGAUACAACCCACGAUUCGAAUCAGGUUAACGGACAACAUUUGCACUCUGACUCUCCCGUCACCGUGUCACUGCCGCGGCCUUGUCCUCCCCUCGCGGAGGCCCGGCGAUCCCCUCCGUCCCCAACGCAGACCCCUUCUCACCCCGUGGAAAGCCCCCUCCAGACUAAAACCCCCAACAAACACAACAAGAGCCUCCUAGGCCACAUGAGCGCAGAGGAGGCGACCAUCCUGACGGAUCUCUUUGGCCGACACAAGCUGCAGUUUUUGGACUACACUUUAGGGGGCGCGGGAACCGAGGCCAAUCACCCCGAUGGCGAUGACGCGAUAUUGUUGGAUAUAGAGAGACUUCUGGGUCAUUACAGAGAGGCACUGGUGGCUCCCAGCAUAGGGCUGGCGGACGCACCGCUGGAGGACAUGGAAAAGACCAGAACGCUCAUCGCACUUCAGAAGCUAGAAACGCUGCUGGCAAGAGUAAGGGAGACUUUCAGCACAGCCAGGGACAGCUCGGUCAGGGAAUCGUACCCAACUCACAGCAAGACGCCUGCUGAGGAGGUCCCGCCUGGGAGCCUUGAUAGGAACGCUCCAAGAGAUGAAUGGAUUGGGGAGGAUAAGGACAAAGAUGGAAGCCUGAGUGGAAACACAGCAAAACCGAGGCUGACCGGGGAUGAGAGAAGGGUAGAGGAGGGAGAAAGAAGGGAGAGCGAGAGACGGCCCUCCGAGCCCCGUCCUCCCAUUCAGCCAGCAUCACCACACCCCCCGAAAGGGGUAAUUAGGCAGAUUGUGGAAUUUGCUCAUCAGAUCGCCAGUUACAUGCACGCAGCAAGGGAGCUCCUCAUAUGGCUUACUUCACAGUUUGUGUCGUCACUGCCUGAUGACAUCAGACCGGGGCCGGACCUGUACGGGUUGUCAUGGGAACCGGUCAUCGUCUCCAGUCUGGUGGGACUGGUGACAAUGCUGUUAUUUACCUGUAGAUGUUAUAGUUCUGUCAAAAGCAGAAUGUAUCGAAGUAAAGAGCGGAGGAUGGCUGAGCAGGUGGCAUUGCUGCUGGAUGAGAAGUGUAAAGUCCUUGAGGAUCUCAGCAAAUGUCAACAAGAGUAUGAUGGCCUUGAGAGCACGCUGAAGGAGACUGGUGUCUUGGCUCAAACUCAAAAGACGGAACAUCUCGAGGUCAAAGCCAGACAGUUGGGACAUGCUAAAAGAGAGCUGGAUAGGGAUCUGGAACAACUGAAGGAUCAACUGGACCGGCAGAGAGAACAAAGGAUAGAGCAGGAAAGGAAGAUAGCUUUGCUUGAAGAAACCAUUAAAACCAGUGAAGAAGAAACCAGAGACCUCCUGUCACAGGACGAGCAGGCACAAACCACCCUGAAAGUGUACAGUAUGAACAGCAAUAGACUACAGGAGAAACUGGAAACAGCUGGAGAGGAGAAGGCACUGCUGCAGGAGAGCAAUGCUCAGUUGAGGCAGGAGGUGGAGGGAUGGGCAGAGAGGGUGAGUGAGUUGGAGGCUGAGAUGAGCAGGUGUGAGGUGGCCCACGGUGCUAUGCUGCAGGACGUGGCCACCAAAGACGAGCGUAUAAUGUCGUUGACCGAUCGGCUGCUGGGGAUGAAGGCUUGGGAUUCGGAUAUGGAGGAGGGGGAAGGUGAAGCAGAGGGCCAGAAGGAGACGUCCAAUGGUAGAGCAGAGGCAAACGGAAAAGCGGAAGUUAAGGGCACACAGGGCCAUCUCCAGAAAGUCCAGAAACUCAUCUACGCUGCAAAGCUGAAUGCGGACCUCAAAGCAGUAGAUGAAGACAAAGACAGACUGUUUGCCAAACUGAAUGAUGAAGUCAAAGCAAAAGAAGAACUGCAAGAGAGCAUCAGGGAGAUGGACAAUGAGAAGUUAUCCCUGCAGUCAGACUCUGAGCAGUACCAAGAUCAGGUGCAAAGAUUACAACAGAAACUCCAGAUCAUGACAGAAAUGUACCAGGAGAAUGAGCUCAAGCUACACAGGCUGCUGACCGUGGAGGAGAAGGAGCGCCUGCAGAAAGAGGAGAAGUUAAAUAAAGCGGACAAAAACAUUGCGUUAGCCAUGGAAGAGCUGAGCAACUACAGACAACGCGCAGCAGAGAUGGAGGAGGAGCUGGAGAAAACCAAACAGUCUUACCAGACUCAAAUAUCAGCACAUGAAAAGAAGGCUCACAAUAACUGGCUGGCAGCCCGGGCAGCAGAAAGAGACCUGGCCGACAUCCGGAGAGAGAACAGCCUUUUCCGACAGAAGCUGACCGACACUCAGUUUAAGCUCGACGCCCUCGACAAAGAUCCCUACGCCUUGGACAGCUUGGCCAGGCCGCUGCCUUUCAGAGCUGAAAGGUCCCCAUACGGUCCAUCUCCUCUGGGUCGACCUGCAUCUGAAACUAGAGCUUUUUUGUCUCCUCCCACAUUAAUGGACGGCCCGCCUGCUAGACUCUCUCCGAGAGGUGGCCAAGGAGAGCAGGAUCAGAGCGGAGGCCCUCAUUCAGACAGUGGCUCGAGCUCUCCCACGUGGGAGAGGGAUCGCAGGGGCCCCCCGCCAGGCCCCUCCGGGCCCCUUGGACCGCCAGGCUAUAUGUUCCCAGAAUCAGGAGGUCCGAUGUACAGGAGACCACCUGUAGGACCUCUAGGCCCAUUACAUCAUCCCGGUCCUCUCCAUCCCAGGGGUCUCCCCCCGGUACCUCCCCACCCUGCAGACAUGGCGGAUGGCUCCUUCAAAGACGGGCCUGGUGAUCUUGAACACAGAGAGUCUGGUCCUGGGGAUCGAAGGACUCCCCCCGAAGCUGAUCCAAGGAUCGGGGGGGCACCGCCUCCGGGCCACCCAAUGGGCCCCGUGGGCGGCCCCUUCCUUCGUAGAGGCCCCUACGGCCCACCGCCUCCUGACUUCUACCCAACCAGGGGACCUCCGGGCCCUCCCAUGAUGCCGAUGUGGGCUCCUCCACCCCCAGGAAUGAUGUUGCCUCCUCGUUUCCCUCCCGGUGGGCCCAAUGCCCCUCGUCCUUACUACGCUCCCACCAUGCGCCCCCCUCUGCUCGACGGCCACCCACAUCCCUCCAUGGGUCCGCUCCCUCCCCAGCAGGCCGCCUCCUCCCUGUCGCACAGCCAGUCGCCAGAGGAGCACACGCCCCCGCCCGAGGACGUCAUCUGAGCCUUGAGCAACGUGGUGAUGGUCCGAGCCCGGUUGCCGGUAUUGUUUAGUGUGACAGCGACGACCGGAGGGGGUGGGGGUGGUUAUUCAAUGAAGGGGAACCAUCAGCUUCUAGGAAACCAUCAGCAUUCAGAGCCCACUUUGUCACUGUCUGUCUGCUUCCUCUCUUCUUUCUCUCUGUCCAUAUCUUUGUCCGACUAUUCCCUGUGAAGUAGUUCCUGUUGCUGUGGAGUCACAUGGUCAGAGUCACAUGGUCAGCAACAGGAUCACGGCAGCCGUGAGUGUGCGUGUGUGCGGGCGUGAACCAGAGACAGUUGCUUGUUGGCUUGAUAAUGCCAGAAAGCCUUUUAAUGGCUCUGAGGUUGAAAUGUGCAUGUUUCAGAGAGUAGAGGGCUUUAAUUGUUGUAUCAUUCGUUUCAUCCUGACGGUGCAGAGAGAGAGAGAGAGAUUUAAAAAAAAUAAAGCUAUUUAGCAUCUCUGUGGGUUUUGACCAAGAUUGGACUCUAAAUAUUCCCCAAACAAGAACGUUACUUAAGAUUGGAUUAAAUUGCAUAACUGAAUCACCCCGGCUUCCCAGUGGGAGUUGUAGGAUUUAGCCCCCAUCAACGGAGCUGUGGUUUCAGACAGCAGCAACUCAAACUUGUGGUUACAUAAGCCUGAAACGAGAGGCUCUUGGUAGCUGGUGACUCAGAGCGUUGAGUCCAGUUGACCGACUGGAAGAUAUCACCCUUGUGAAUUUUGUAAAAAGUGAUAAUUAACAGAUGAAUAAAGACUUGAAAGAUUGAAACGGUGUUGAAUUUAUUC